CAACAUGCUGACGAUGUGUGCCGUGUGUUUCGUAAGCUCGCUGAAGCCGGUCUGACAGUAAGCGGAGCAAAGACAUUCAUUGGUAUGCAGCAGGUUGAGGUUCUGGGAUAUCUGUGCACACCAGAGGGUCGAUUACCCACUGGUGACCAUGUUGCUGCAAUACGUGACUGGUUGCCACCCAAGGAUGUCCAAGGCGUCCGCCGAUUCAUUGCUACU
Messenger RNA from Linderina pennispora, 216 nucleotides. RefSeq lists its product as uncharacterized. The transcript has a single exon. The record is from RefSeq and is a predicted model, not a curated record. NCBI's taxonomy places the organism in Eukaryota, Fungi, Kickxellomycota, Kickxellomycetes, Kickxellales, Kickxellaceae. The annotation marks the transcript as partial.